AUGGGAAGGGAUGGUGAUGUGUCAACAGUGAUAGACAUGUUACUUAGCUCUGACAACACUCUAGACGAUUUACCUGUCAUUGCCAUUGUAGGAAUGGGUGGGAUGGGCAAGACAACCCUUGCUCAGUUAGUUUACAACAAUGAGAAGGUGGUGAAGCAUUUUGGUGAUCAAAGGAUGUGGAUUUGUGUGUCUGAUGAUUUCAUAGUUCCAAAGCUAUUGAGUCAGAUGGUACAAUCUCUUACUGGAGAUAAGUCGGACAUAGAUAAUAUUGAAGGAAUAGUGAGAAAGCUUGCAGAAAAACUAAAUGGCAAAAAGUAUUUGCUUGUACUAGACGAUGUUUGGAAUGAAAAUCCAGACAAAUGGGAGUGCAUGAGAAAUUCUUUGCUAAGGAUAGGUGGAUCCAAGGGAAGCAAAAUUAUAGCUAUAACUAGGAGUAUGCACGUGGUAUCUACCAUGAGGACAUCUCCAUCUUUCACUCAUCAUUUGAACCAACUAUCAGAAAAUGAAAGUUGGACCAUGUUUCAAAAAAGAGCAUUUGCAAAUGGAGGACCAACAGAGACCCCAAAUUUGGUGGCUAUUGGUAGAAAAAUGGUGGAAAAGUAUAAGGGUGUACCGUUGGCAAUAAAAUCACUAGGAGAUUUCAACAUUCAAAAGGAUGAGCUGAUUCAGCUUUGGAUGGCUCAAGGAUAUCUCCAGCCUUCUUCAGGAAGCAAUUUGGAAAUGGAAGAUGUUGGUAACGAUUAUUUUAAUAUUUUGUUGCACAAUUCUUUAUUUCAAGAUGUAAAAUUAGAUGACUACAAUAACAUUACCAGUUGCAAAAUGCAUGAUCUUGUGCAUGAUCUGGCACUAGAUGUCUCAGAGGGUACCUGUUUGGGUUUGACUUCGAUUGCUAGUGAGGCGAAUCAUCAUUCUGAGUUUCACAAAAUUCCAAAAGAAAAUGUUGGAAAACUGAGGACACUACUUUUAACUGGAAAUCUUCCUAAAAACAUUGCAGAUGUCAAGUUUAUACGUGCCUUGAGUUUCGAACAAUACUAUGUGAAAGAGUUGCCAGAUUCCAUAU
Messenger RNA from Camellia sinensis, 1060 nucleotides. Lineage: Eukaryota; Viridiplantae; Streptophyta; Magnoliopsida; Ericales; Theaceae. The record is from RefSeq and is a predicted model, not a curated record.